Molecule: messenger RNA, 3347 nt
Organism: Chrysemys picta bellii (western painted turtle)
Lineage: Eukaryota; Metazoa; Chordata; Testudines; Emydidae
Gene: LUC7L3
Product: LUC7 like 3 pre-mRNA splicing factor
Biological process (GO): mRNA splice site recognition
Cellular component (GO): U2-type prespliceosome; U1 snRNP
Molecular function (GO): mRNA binding
Source: RefSeq, a predicted model, not a curated record
GCGGCGGCGCCGCCGCCAUUUUGUCUCUGUCACUCCGGCGGCAGCCCGAGCGAGCGGUCGGUCGGUCGGGGAAGGAGCGGGGGGGUGAAGGCGGUGGUGCUUGGCAAGGGGCCACUCGGGCAUCAGGACACGAUGAUAUCGGCCGCCCAGCUCCUCGACGAGCUCAUGGGCCGGGACAGGAACCUGGCCCCCGAUGAGAAGCGCAGCAACGUGCGGUGGGACCACGAGAGCGUUUGUAAAUACUACCUUUGUGGGUUUUGUCCAGCUGAAUUAUUUACAAAUACCCGUUCUGACUUAGGUCCAUGUGAAAAAAUUCAUGAUGAAAAUCUGCGUAAACAAUAUGAGAAGAGCUCUCGUUUUAUGAAAGUGGGCUAUGAAAGAGACUUCUUGCGGUAUUUACAGAGCUUACUUGCAGAGGUAGAACGGAGGAUUCGAAGAGGGCAUGCUCGUUUGGCACUGUCACAGAACCAGCAGUCAUCAGGUCAGGCAGCUGGACCUACUGGUAAAAAUGAAGAGAAAAUUCAGGUCUUAACUGACAAAAUCGAUGUACUUCUACAACAGAUUGAAGAAUUGGGUUCUGAAGGAAAGGUGGAAGAGGCGCAAGGAAUGAUGAAACUUGUUGAACAGCUAAAAGAAGAGAGAGAGUUGCUGAGGUCUACAACUUCAACAAUUGAGAGCUUUGCAGCUCAAGAAAAACAAAUGGAAGUUUGUGAAGUCUGUGGAGCCUUUUUAAUAGUAGGAGAUGCACAGUCCAGGGUGGAUGACCACUUGAUGGGAAAACAGCACAUGGGUUAUGCCAAAAUUAAAGCUACUGUAGAAGAAUUAAAAGAAAAGUUAAGAAAAAGAACUGAAGAACCUGAACGUGAUGACAAGUUAAAAAAAGAGAAACAAGAGCGAGAAGAGAGAGAGAAAGAGAGGGAGCGUGAAAGAGAAGAGAGGGAGAGGAAGAGACGACGUGAGGAAGAAGAAAAGGAAAAAGAGAGGGCACGUGACAGAGAAAGACGUAAGAGGAGUCGUUCCCGUAGCAGACAUUCAAGCAGAACAUCUGACAGAAGAUGCAGCAGAUCACGGGACCACAAAAGAUCAAGAAGCAGAGAGAGAAGGCGAAGCAGGAGCCGAGAUCGACGAAGAAGCAGAAGCCAUGAUAGGUCAGAAAGAAAACAUAGGUCUCGCAGUCGGGACAGGAGACGAUCAAAAAGUCGAGAUCGGAAAUCAUAUAAGCACAGAAGCAAAAGCAGAGAUCGAGAACAAGACAGGAAAUCUAAAGAAAAAGAAAAGAGGGCAUCUGAUGAUAAAAAAAGUAGUAUGAAGUCCAGUAGUCGAGAAAAACAGAGUGAAGACAGAAAUACAGACUCGAAGGACAGUGAUACUAAGAAUGAGGUCAAUGGGACCAAUGAAGACAUUAAAUCUGAAGUGCAGCGUAAGUAUGCACAGAUGAAGAUGGAGCUAAAUCAAGUAAGAAGACAUACUAAAGCACCUUCUGAAGGAAAAGACAGUGUAGUCCUGCAAAACAUUUUGAGGUACAUUGUUUUGUCUCAGCUAUUUUGUAGCAGACUCAUGCCCCCAUUAGUGUGCCUCUUUGGAACAUAUUUGUAAUAUAGUCUCCAUAGAAAAUUUAAUUAUCCUUUUUUUUUAUUUUUAGGGAUUUUGUCGUUUUUUUUAAAAAUUGAACUGUUUUUGUAUUUAAGUCCAUAUUGUGUUGGUACAUCAGCAGAAACAUUUGCUUUAAUACUUAAUAUUUCUGAGGCACAUGUUGGACUACUUUGUUUUUAUAUAAACUGCUAGUAUUUCUUUGUCAAGGAUGUUUCUAGUUUUUUUUUGCUUUAUUGCCUUGCAUUCUAAUGCAGUUUGUUCUGUAACUCGAGAGCCAGUAGCAUUGGAUUGAUGGAAGUGUAGGGUUUAUGAAUUAUUGCAGCUGACUACCAUACCUCACACAGCGUUGGUGUUGUGAGCGGCCCAUGAAAAGCCAAAUUAAAAAUCAAGGAUUCAGUCAAACUAAGCAGGUACUCAUGCCAGGUACUCCUUUCUCUACCCACAUCCAUGUUUGAAUGCUGUUGCCUGUAAUCUUUAAGCUUACUGUUGUGUUUUUAUUUACAAGAAAGUGAAAAGGAUUUUUUGUGUAUUGUGUGAAAACUAUAAAUCUGAUGUUAACAGAAUGGAAUUUUCUUUCAACUGUGUGUAGGGAUGCAGUGCUGCCCAGAAUUAGAUAUCUUUAAGAGUUUUAAAUGCAAUAAAUACUACAUAAUAAUCGCCUUGUUACAUUCAAUGCAAUUCAAGUCUUUAAGAGGUAUGUGUUUAAUAUUUCCUACUGUGUAGGAGAAUUUGCAGUCAGCCAUAGUACAGAGCAGUAUAAUGGCUGAUUCCAGACUUGUAAGGCAAAUGUAAAUACAAAGGCUGAUGCCUAAAAUUUUUAAUAGUACAUGGCAAGGAUGUAUGCUGACAAUUCUCAUUAUUAUGAAACUAAACGUUAGGAAAUAUAUAUAUUAAAAAACUUUAAAAGUUUUUCCAUUCUUGACCUAAUUUAAGCGUACAGAAACGGUUGUUGUAUUCCUAAAAUAAGGAGCGAACGUUGGAGAAGACAGCUGAUAAAUUAGCUGUUUGCAAUAUAAACUAUUAGUAUAGUUUCAGUAUUUACGCUAUGAACUCUUAAACACUUAAGGGUUGAUCAUUAGACCAUUAAGAUUGCAUUAUUGCUCUGGAACCCCUAAUUUUCAAUAUUGAAGUUUUAGUAGAGUAAGAUGACAGCUAAGAACUGGGCCAAUAUUUAGAAAUGGCAAACUAACCUUGCUUUACAUUGUCUAAUUGUUUGCUUUCCCAAAAUUUUGCAUUAUAGGACUACCACGUGAAGAAUCUGCGAAGAAUCCGGAAGACAGCUUGCAAUGAAGAUCUGCUUUAAAUGAGGUGAAAGAAAGCUGUAGUGGCAUAGAAAAAUAUAAAGUUCAGUUAGAAUUUUUUUUAUAAAAUUAAUUCAGGACUGUUGUUACCUCCCAGAGUGCAGAGGGAUGAGUUAAUAGCAUACAUGCCACUGAGAAUAUAAGUCCUGUAUCAUUUUUUUUCUUUAAGACUUUUUAAGAUAAGAAACAAACAUAACAUGAACCCAUGGCUUGCUCAGUGUUUAUUUGCAAGAUUUCAUUCUUGGACUUCGAAACACAAGAAUAAAUGUUUAGUAUUUGUGUGAAUUAAACUAAAUUGAAUCCCAUUUUUACAACUAGGAUAUAUCUAGCUGCUUGAUAUACCAGAAAUGGAAAUAAAGUAUCUUUGAAUUUCUGUUGCAAAUUUGAUUGUCUGUCAUUAAACAUUUAGUAUUAAAUACACUUUUUUCGUAAUAAAUCUAUUCAUGUCUUCAA